Molecule: messenger RNA, 498 nt
Organism: Entrophospora sp. SA101
Lineage: Eukaryota; Fungi; Glomeromycota; Glomeromycetes; Entrophosporales; Entrophosporaceae
Source: the annotation of a GenBank genome assembly
AUGGUAAGAGUUCAAAAGAAUAUUAAUCAAAAUGAGCCACAAAUAACUCAAACUGAACAAGAAAAAGCAAUUGAGCAAAUGAAAGAAUAUUUGAUGGGACCCCAAAUGCAAAGGAUAAGACAGUUUACGACUUACUUUGAAUGUAAAGACCCUGAUUGUGGUUAUCGGGAAAAGGAAUUUAUUAAAAUAAGCAAAAGAGAAAAAAGAAUAAGGCCAAUAAUCGAAGAAAUGGUUAAAUGUUUACUGGAAGAUGAAGAAGAUAUUGAAACUUUGCCGUUGGUUAAUUUUCCUGAAUUAGCUGGUGAUAGUGGAGGAAUUUGUGCUGAAAUUAUUGAAGAUGUAGCUCAUGAAAGUGCUCAUGUCCCUACUGUGGCUUAUAUUGACAUUUUUGAUACAACAGGAGCUAGAUUUACCACAGGAUUUUCUAAGAAAAAGUAUAAGGAAUGGUUUGGUUAUGACUUAGAAACUUUUAAAAAUGACCCCUAUGAAGAUAACUAA